Owenia fusiformis is the source of this 1045-nucleotide messenger RNA. The record is from the annotation of a GenBank genome assembly. Lineage: Eukaryota; Metazoa; Annelida; Polychaeta; Sabellida; Oweniidae.
GACUAAAAUGAAUAUAAAAGUAAUCUUGAAUGUUUUGAUUGACCUACCACACCUUCAGAGGUUCAGCUUGGAAAUCCCAGUCAUCAUACGAUGAUGCAUACGUACAGGGAAUAACGAAUAUCAUCAACUUCUCGGAUUUGGAACAAAUUCAAAUACACAAGACUCAUGUGCAAUUCGUCCACAGACCCCACAUUUGUUCAUCCAAAGACGCAACAAAGAUGACGUACUACAAACUGAAUAAUUUCUCAUGCCCCGUGUGUCCGAACGGGAAAAAGAGUAACUGGGUUUGUGCACAGGACGAUAAACAAAUGUGGAUCGCAGAGACUGGGUACAUGAAAUGUGACGGUGGUUCGCAUAUAGACAAAAUCUGCAAUUGGAAGUGGGACUGUGGCAAUCAUGGUUCGCACCCAUUUGAUCGCUUUCAGUACGCAGACUUUGAAGGCUUCUCAUAUUCCUUGUCUCAGGCCGUGCAGUUAAUGGGGACUGCGGGGGCGCAAUGGGUAGGAGCGUUAUGCGUAGAGCUCGGGAAACAAUAUGGGAGGGAAUAGGAUAAUACUUAGCAGAAACAGUAGUAGAUAAUCCACAACAUGCACACCCAGCUCCUACACGUAUACUCAUUGAGGACAUUCCAGGGUGAAAUAGACAUGACUAGACACUUCUUACAAUGUGUAUAUGUGUAGAAUAUCAUUAUCAGAACACUGGAAUAACCCCUGUGACCCCAUGUAUUGAUAGUGCAGAGUCACAAAAGGUGAAGACAGAUAACCACUAUUAGGACUGGACCAUGGUAAAAUGUGCAGGUCUAUUUUUUCUAAAUAAUUUUUUUCUGGUCAUAUUUCUAUCAUUUUGACACCAGUUUUUCCGACAUCCAGUAGACGUUUCAAUAUGGCCUGUAUUUAACCUUAUAUGAUAAAGAGGGCUCAGAUGAUAGAUCCUAAAUCCAAGAGCUGAAAGCAGUACCAAUACUCAAAUAUUGCUACAGUAAGCUGCCUAUAGAGACCUAGAUUUUCGAUUUGUAAAUAUAAUAAAUAUAAUGUACAUAUUGUAA